CAGCUGAGUGUUCGUUGUGAGUUGUUGUUACCACAACUAUGGCACGUACCAAGCAAACGGCUCGCAAGUCCACUGGUGGCAAGGCGCCCCGCAAGCAGCUUGCUACAAAGGCAGCUCGCAAGUCUGCUCCAGCCACUGGAGGUGUCAAGAAACCCCACCGUUACAGGCCUGGAACCGUUGCUCUCCGUGAGAUCCGCCGUUAUCAGAAGAGCACUGAGCUGCUUAUCAGGAAACUGCCUUUCCAGCGCCUGGUGCGUGAAAUUGCUCAGGAUUUCAAGACUGACCUCCGCUUCCAGUCCUCUGCUGUCAUGGCUCUCCAGGAAGCUUCCGAGGCUUACCUCGUGGGUCUGUUUGAGGAUACCAACCUGUGCACCAUCCAUGCCAAGCGCGUGACUAUCAUGCCAAAGGACAUCCAACUGGCUCGUCGCAUCCGUGGCGAGCGUGCCUAAGAAGUCAUCCACGAAUGAUCUUCAUAACAGCAAUAUCUAGGCCCUUUUUAGGGCCAAACAUCUCUUUCAUUAAAGAA
Molecule: messenger RNA, 526 nt
Organism: Scylla paramamosain (green mud crab)
Lineage: Eukaryota; Metazoa; Arthropoda; Malacostraca; Decapoda; Portunidae
Product: histone H3-like
Exons: 1
Coding region: 39-449 (136 amino acids)
Cellular component (GO): nucleosome
Molecular function (GO): protein heterodimerization activity; DNA binding; structural constituent of chromatin
Source: RefSeq, a predicted model, not a curated record